Molecule: messenger RNA, 211 nt
Organism: Symbiodinium sp. CCMP2456
Lineage: Eukaryota; Dinophyceae; Suessiales; Symbiodiniaceae
Source: the annotation of a GenBank genome assembly
GCUAUACCAGACACGGGACUGCGAUCUGCGUUGCAAAACUGGGCCGAGAAGAUGAACGGGCACGUCCAGGAGUUGAAGAGCAUUCUGAGCACCGCCCGCGGUGGUGAAGAUCCAGCAGCGGCUGGACGUGAGGAUGCGCACGAGCGCAUGGACGAGGAGCCGGAUCGUGUCGAGAGGGAAUCGGUGACGGAAGAGGAGCUACAGGGCGUCC